Ylistrum balloti is the source of this 744-nucleotide messenger RNA. Its product is annotated as probable GH family 25 lysozyme 3. Lineage: Eukaryota; Metazoa; Mollusca; Bivalvia; Pectinida; Pectinidae. The transcript has a single exon. The coding region runs from base 1 to 744 and encodes 247 amino acids. The record is from RefSeq and is a predicted model, not a curated record.
AUGAAUGACCUAUUCAUGACAAGCUUUGAUGUUCAUGUAGAUUUACUAGGCCAAGAACCUUUAUAUUGGAUUAAUACAAAUUUUAUCUUGUUGGAAAGUAAGGGUACAUAUAGGUCCAGUAAGGGUACAUCUAGGUCCAGUAAGGGUACAUCAUCGUACAGAAAGGGUACAUCAUCGUCCAGUAAGGGUACAUCACGGUCCAGUAAGGGUACAUCAUCGUCCAGUAAGGGUACAUCAGGGUCCAGUAAGGGUACAUCAAGGUCCAGUAAGGGUACAUCAGGGUCCAGUAAGGAUACAUCAGGGUCCAGUAAGGAUACAUCAGGGUCCAGUAAGGGUACAUCAGAGUCCAGUAAGGGUACAUCAGAGUCCAGUAAGGGUACAUCAUGGUCCAGUAAGGGUACAUCAAGGUCCAGUAAGGGUACAUCAGGGUCCAGUAAGGGUACAUCAGGGUCCAGUAAGGGUACAUCAGGGUCCAGUAAGGAUACAUCAGGGUCCAGUAAGGGUACAUCACGGCCCAGUAAGGGUACAUCACGGUCUAGUAAGGGUACAUCAUCGUCCAGUAAGGGUACAUCAUCGUCCAGUAAGGGUACAUCAUCGUCCAGUAAGGGUACAUCAUUGUCCAGUCAGGGUACAUCAAGGUCCAGUAAGGGUACAUCACGGUCCAGUAAGGGUACAUCAGGGUCCAGUAAGGGUACAUCAAGGUCCAGUAAGGGUACAUCAAGGUCCAGUAAGGGUACAUCAUAG